AUGGGACGUUCUGUCCCAAUGGUGGCGACAGGUCUGGCGUCUGUGGUAUCGGGUCAAUUUGAGGUCACCCCUCGGAUCGACAGAUCAGGGAGACAGUGGUGUAGUCUGUGCAUGGUUGCUGAACCCCAACGGAGCUUCCGUCAACAAGUUGCAACGACCUUCAAGGCUCGAUGCCUUGCUGACUUUCUCUAUGCUGAAUGA
Molecule: messenger RNA, 201 nt
Organism: Plasmopara halstedii
Lineage: Eukaryota; Oomycota; Peronosporomycetes; Peronosporales; Peronosporaceae
Product: RxLR-like protein
Exons: 2
Coding region: 1-201 (66 amino acids)
Source: RefSeq, a predicted model, not a curated record